Molecule: messenger RNA, 624 nt
Organism: Haliotis rufescens (red abalone)
Lineage: Eukaryota; Metazoa; Mollusca; Gastropoda; Lepetellida; Haliotidae
Exons: 4
Coding region: 33-431 (132 amino acids)
Source: RefSeq, a predicted model, not a curated record
AGUGCUUGUUGUUCUGAGUAACAAGUACCAAGAUGGAAUUGAAGACGCAGUGUAUCUGUCUCCAGAUCGUGUUUUUGCUGAUAUCCCUCACCCCUGGGUAUGCCACAGUCUUCUAUCACUACACGGACGAAGCUGGCGCGGACGCUAUAGAAAAGAGUGGCUACAUACGACAGAGCACAAAUCCGAGAUACGCUCAUUUUGGAAAAGGAGUGUAUGGCACUGGAAUGGGUCCUGCCUCGGGCAAGGCGGCAAUUGCUAAAAACAACUACCAAGGCGGAUGGGAGGCUAACUUGAGAAGAGGGCGAGUAGAUUAUGCAUUCAGGUUCGACUUGCCCAGUUAUAAAGUGAAUCGGGUAUCAAAGGAUCGUGACAUUCUCCUGUACAAAGGUGAUCUCAUUCUCAAGGACAACCCCUAUAAAGUGUACGCGUGAAAUUCACAGUGUCGUUGAUAUCCUUCGUGGCAACAGAGCGUUCUUUGAUAAUCGCAUUUCCCAUUGCUCUUGGAUUGUCACCAAAAUCAUGGUAAUUUUGAACAAGAAGAAACGUUAAGUACAAUAUAAUGUCAAACACAUUAACUGAAUAAAAAAUGAAUAUCGAUAUUGUUAAAUAAAUAGUCAACACUUA